Messenger RNA from Ilyonectria robusta, 2046 nucleotides. RefSeq lists its product as uncharacterized. NCBI's taxonomy places the organism in Eukaryota, Fungi, Ascomycota, Sordariomycetes, Hypocreales, Nectriaceae. The transcript is spliced from 3 exons. The annotation marks the transcript as partial. The record is from RefSeq and is a predicted model, not a curated record.
AGACUGCCAUCGUGGAAUCUCCCGUAUGCCGCCUUCAUUUCGUCCCUCCCCAAGAAUUCAGACCAACCUUCCCCCUUUGGACCUCUUAACACAACUCCGGAAUAUUUGAACAUCCACAGUCCCGAUGUCCUGACCCCAGGUCGAGAGGCAGCCGGUCCUUCUCCGAACAUGCAACUUGUUUAUCAGAAAGUCAAGGAAGAUCGUGCGAGUCUCUUCCUUCAAGGGCGACUGAAGGAGCUUGUUGUCAGCAUGUGUAGGGAGGAUCGCAGCACUGUGGUCGACUACUUUCACGAUUUCUACAUGCAUGGCUUUAAAAUGGCAAAGAAUUGGGGGCUCGAGCCGUGGGGUGUGAGUACAGAUCCAAUUCUCACCUGCACACCCCCGGGAUGCAACGCAACAAGUCCUUGGACGCCGUCGGCUUUUCUAGACUUUCCUUCAAGCCCCUCACCAAGUCCAUCCUCAUUUGAACCUUCACAGCUUUGCAGAUGGAGCAUCCAUGUAGCGGACUCGGUCAAUUCAGAGCCGCUCAAUUCAGAGCCGCCAUCAGUUGCCUCAUCUAGCGUCUGGACACCCUCGUUUGUUGAAUCCCUACACCAAUCCAUGACCGCCAAUACCUUCACCAAGACACCAGCAUGCGACCUUCCGCUCGCCCAGGAUAUUAUUGCGCAAUCAUUGGAAGGGAAUCCGACGGCUCUACAGUUGGAUUCUUGGAGGUUGGCGAUAAUGGCGGGAAACAAUGAUCUUCUAAAUCAUUUAUAUGACGAAAACGGCGAAGCACCGGAUAGAAUCGAGGAUAUUUAUCCUUUCCAUCUUGCAGCAUCGUUUCUGGACGGUGGUCACACUUGCUGCAUGACUUUUGUGACACUGUCCGAAAUUCUCGGUUCAGUUUACGCCUUUUAUGACAAUAUCGACAAUCUUGGACACACGAUACUAGAUACCCUCAUAGUAUCCAUUCUUCGCUCCCACACGAGUCUCGCCCCUGAGGCUGUGAGCUACGGUUUUCAUUCUCCUAGCCGAUUUCCCGGCGAGGAGAGAGACAUUUGUGGUAGAUGGGACGCAGAUCACCAGACAGUCCGCGAGCUAUUCAAGCAGGGAUAUAAUAGAAUCCCCACCAAAUGGAAACAUCCAUUUUGCCACACAACUGUGCAAGCGGCUUGCCAUAGCAUCAUUACUAUCUUUGCGUCUCCAUCUUCGCUGAAUAUAGACGCUCUGAGCGGACUCUUCUUGCGUCGUUGCACGGAAUGUGGUCUGGAGCUCAAACUCGGAGCGCUUCAUACGCUCGUCGUCACGGCGUUCUACCUGGGGCAAUUGGGAAUGCCCGGGGAGACAUUAUUUGGAGCCUUGGCUGUAUUGGUCUGUCUCUUGAGUAUCGGAGCUGACGCUUGUCAGAAGGUGAAUAUCUCUGUUGAAGAGAUAUUGAGAACUUCAGAGCCAGGGAAAUGCCAUCACAAACUUUUGUCGGCUUCCGAACUUAUGCAGGUUGUGCCAGACAAUGUCAUCAAAGGUUGGAGUACAAAAUGCCAAACUGGAUGGGCCUGUGUCUACCGAGCUUUAGUCCAAGCUGAAGACGACAAGAAUCAGAUACAAAACUUGCAUUCAGACAGAAGGGUGAGCGGUGGACCCAUAGAAGAAAUGGUUGCAGGUUCGAAGCCCGCUUCGCCUAGGUCUCCAGACAAAGAGGCAUGCAUAAUGGCGGACUACCCUCAGCAUUGGCUGAUAGAUUUUCUAUGCAAUAGUCUAGAAAUAGGUCUUCUCUGGGCCACGAUUCAGACCGAACUGCUUACGUAUCGCCGGGUAAGUGAUGGAGACGCUUGGAUUUCGGACAACUUCUCAAUGGAGGCGCUUCGCACCUGGCUGGAAGGAAACUCGACGUUUUUCCUGACGCCUUUAGUCCAAAGCCAGAUGAUGAAAAAGCACUCGCGUUGUGGCUGGUUCCAUGACAGUGGCAGCUGUAUCUGUCCUACCGCACAGGAGGUCUGCGUACAGCCUUUUAUGAAUAUGUAUAUCGACAGCAGAACGUCAUUUUUUACCAACCUAAUUUUCUAG